AGCUAUCUAAACUUUCGCUCCAAUCUUCUUAAACAAGACGACGCUCACAAUUAUGAUGGAGCAAGAUCUUGUUGCUGCUCCGGUCUACGGCCCGGAGUUGCCUCCGGCGGACCCCAAGGUCUACUUCCGCGUGUCCCAGCCUUGUGAGACGUCCCUCUGCUUCGAGCUUGUCAAGGUCGGACGAGACACCUACGUCUGCAUGGACCUCAACUACUGGAUUCUUGGCGUACCUUUGUGCGAUUUGAUCGAUGUCCGUCUGCACUCGUUGAACGGAAGGAUCAGGACCUUUCUGGCGCCGGACAGCAACUUGAACGACAUGUGGCGUCAUCGUGGCAAAACAAACGAGAUGAUGAUCAGUUGCCUUUCGCACACCUACGAUUCUUUCGAGAAGAUCCUCGUCUUCAUCCGCUCCAACCGCAGCGAGAAUCUGAAGAACCAGGAGUUCGUCGAGCAGAUCAAGACGCUCGGGAAAAAGGUGGCUUCGGACCUGGUCUGCAUCUAUCCGGGUCUCCUCUUAAUGCAGGAGCGCAUCACUGCUGCUCGCAAGGAAGCUACGAAGCUGAGAGCCCAUGGAGUUGAUGUAGACCACAUCCGCGAUUGCUUUGCCGGCAUUCUCCUCGAAAUCUUCCACAAGAACAGCGUUGCGGUUCCUCUGAGCACACAGGUGCACUCGAAUAUCAUGGUUCCGAGUCAGGUUAUCAUCGACUUGGUCUUGGUCGAUCGCACGAUGCGCUUUUUUGAAGGUACGUAUCCCUAUGAUGCUUUUUCUGAGUUCGUGGAACUUCUCAUCUACAUGUGAUCUAGAUGCAGCUUUUGGAUUUAGAAGACCAUCCUCGCAGAAAAUCGUGACAACUAUGACGCCAUGGAUGUCAAACGUCAAGAUCUAAAGAUUUUGAAUCCUCACAAAUUUCGAAUUGAAGACCAUAAAAACAAAAUCUCUCACUUUCCCAAAACAAGACGUCUCCUCUUUCGUCUUGCGAGUUUGUCACCUGCAAGCCAAGUCGCUGCUUCUGCACAUGAGGCGACUCGUGGCACGAAUCUAGGAGUCUUUUUACGUGUUUUGGACCUCUAUUCCGACACAGGUCACAAAAGUACUCCAAAACACGUCAGCAAAUCUUGCGUGAUCGCAAAUUUCUGACGCGAAGAUGAUUCUGAGAGGAGACUUGGGCAUUUGGUCUCCGUCUCUUGAGAGCAAUCCAUCCCUCCUUCGCACAUUUCGCAAGAACAAGCUGAGAGUGGUGGACAGAACUAGUCAAAAUAGUGGUAAAAAUAAGGGUCAAAAAAAACAUCCCGCACUUUUCGUUAAGUUGUUAUGUAAGAAUAAGGGUAAAAAUAAGGGUAAAAAUAAGGGUAAGCAGAGAAAGCAAAUAGAUGUCAAAAUAAGGGUUAAGUGAGGCACUUCGCGAAAUCUACUCUCACAAUUUCCACAAAAAUCGCCAGGUUUUGAUCGAAUUGGAACGAUGACGCCGGGACAGUAUUUGGGGUAUGUGUUGGAAUAUGGUGGAUUCGGAUUGCUGCGGGAGACGGCUUCCGUUCUCGCAGCUUGCUACGAGCGGAUCAUUUCUGACACGACUGCUACACUUCGGGAAGGUAUCUAAAUUUUUGCUUUUAUCGCCUUUUUUGGAUUUUCGAUUCUAGAUCUUUCGAUUGAAAUGUGAGAAAUUUGCUCAUGAGAUCUACAUGCUAACUGCUGUGUGCGUGUAAUCUCGGAAAUUGGGAACGAAGAUUGUGCAUGUUACUUGGAGACUUCGUUUUAAGACAUGUAGGACAUGAAGGACAUGAAGGACAUGAUGAGAUGCACAACUCAGAGACAUGACUUUUUAACUCUUUCACUUUCGUGGUUGGGUCAGCGGAAUCAAUACAAAUCACGCAACUCAAGGUUACACGCGUCUCGCUGUUGGGGAUGUGGUGGACGAGCAGAUCAUGAACGUCAUCCAAAUUCCGGGAGUUGCGAAGAAGACCUUCGCGCAGAAGAUCGAGGUUCUUGCCGGUUACGGAGGCUCAGAGCCACUCCGCAGUCGUGCUCGUAGUACGCUUCUUUGGGGUCACUUCUCGUUCCUCAUGUACCACAAGUUGAACCAGUUGACGAAAAUUCAGGCUCUCAAAGACACGCCUCUUGGUGUCAGUAUGGACGGUGCGUCGAUGGGCGGGCGUAAGAUCCAACAGGUCCUUCUACGAGACGACCUGUACAUUCCCGGAGUUUUUAUGACGUUUCCGCUACCUCUUUUCAUCAUCAAGUCCUACAGCGAGAAGGACAUGCAACGGUACUUGACUCACAUCGGUGCGGUAAUGGUCGCGCGAAACGCGAUUGACGACUACUUCCGUACGUGCUUAGUCUCAGCUGCAGUCCGUCAGCGCAUCGGCUUUCUGUACUCUGCGAUUGAACUUGGUGUGGAGCGUGGAAUCAACCUCGGCAUCGACAAGGGCUCCGUGGAGCGCAAAUUUUGGACAUGGAUGAUGCGAAACGGAUACAAGAUCAAUGUGGUGUUUGACAGUCCUCAUGAGGAAAACCGACAAUCGAUUUACAUCGGAGAACGCGUCUUGCCGCGUGAUUUCGGACGUUUCUUGAAGAUGCGUUCUACUUGUGGUGGCGAGUUUGCUUCUCGAAUGGGCCAGUUCUUCAACGAGUUCAUGAACCUUCAAGACGAUCAGAUCCUCGAUGUCAUCGACGGCGCACGUGGCGAGCUUUUCCUCUCGUUGCCAGGCGCUGAGGGUGAGACGGUCGCUGAGAAGUGCCUUCACCAGGUUCGCAGGAUGCGAGGCGAAAUCUCUACCUUCAGUUCCACGAAGCGAUUUUUGAAGUACGCUUAUGCUGCGAGUUUUGUGCUGGAUAAUUGGGCCCUACUGAAGAUAGUAGUCACGGCCUUGCUGCAGAAGUCGCGUCCACACUAUUUCAGCCUGCAAGCUACGCCGACGAUCGAUUUCCGACCCCGUGAGCAAUUUGCUCGUAUGCAGUUCAAGUCUGGCGAUCUAAAUCGCAUGCGCAACAAGCUCGACAAAAUGCACCAGAAGCAGAAGGAGAAACGUACACACACGUCUACUACUAAGAUUACUCUCUUCCGCAAUUCGCGAAACGAUCUCGUUCUGCUUCUGUCAUCUUUCCGAGUUUACCGUCGUAACCUCUCUGAAUUCAAAUACACUGUGAAUUUCGACCCCAAAAGCGUGAGCCUUCAGAUUUCACCUCCAUUCUUAAUCUCAGGUGAGCAGCUGCUGAAGGAAAAUGUAGUAGAAGGUUAUCACGAGGACAGCGAGAACGACGAGGCUGAUGAAGCUGACCUGCGCGGCGCGGAAGGUGCAGGUGGCGCAGGAUCGGGCACAGCCGCUACUCUUGAACAAGAUGUUCCCAAAGGCCAAUUUGCGGAGGUGGCUCGUCCUGGUGCUUUUCUUGAUGGAAAUCUCCGUCGCGUCCGCCAAGCAGCCAAGCAGCCACAGGCUUCCAAGAAGCCAGCGAAAAAAGACAGUGAUGACGACAUGGAUGACGAAAAGGCAGAUCACUCUUUGCUCGGUGUUUUGUGCACUAUGCUGAACGACCAGUCUGCUCGAAUCCGCGUUGAGGUCUACUUCAAAAUGGUCAAGCCUCGCCUGUGGUAUCACGCUGUAGGAAUCUGCCAGGCCUGGAACAACCUCCUUGCCAGGAAAUGGUUCUUCAAUGAGGGUCCAGGAUUGCUGCGGCAAACGGCUGCUGCGUUUCACUCUCAAGUGACGCCUUGGCUGAGUUCGAAGGUGCAAGUGCAUGGUGCGGGGCCGCAUAUUGCUAGUCUCGCGGGCGGUGUGGCUGAAGAUGUAAAUAUUGGAUCUUGUGUCUCUAAGCGAUGGCGUCGACUGGGGUAUGUGGUUCCAUUCUUGCUAGGAGAUCGAAGAAGAAAUCCCUCACCUUGAUGCUAUGACUCUUCUCUUCUCAUCAUUGGUCGAACUUGCCGCACUUUUGACGGGUGACAUCCUUUCUGACCUUUUGUAGUGUCAUCUUCUUUUGCACUGCCCUACAAUUCAGGCACUUCGCCAGAUUAUCGACGUCCAUUCAGCUCGCAUGUGCCUCUGGCAUCGUGUUCGCAUGUAUGCUGAGUACCAGUGUCCUCACAUUUGCCUCAAGAGCCUGGAGAUUGCAGCGGAGAACUACAACAUGGGGCCGCUUGUCAAAUGGAUUCUGGGCAAUACGUAUGAUUUUUUGGCGCUGCAUGGAUAUGACGUGAGCAACGGCUUGAACGAGGUCUCAUACAACGGUGAUAUUUUGUCUGAUCCGUCGACUGAGAUGCCCGGUUUAGUCGGGCCAGGCGGUGUGCACGGUAUCGUGGGGCAAGGGUUUACGCACUUCGACCCACGUGGAUUGAGGGCGCCAGCGGAUUAUGAGCGUAAUUUGUUCAUGCGCAUCAAGGAGGUAGCACAAGCAGAGACGGAGCAAGCAAAAAGCGUGAUGAAGUUUCUCUUCGGCGAACAGGAGUUCUACAUCGUGGCUGAGUUCAUGAAGCUGCUGGAAGGCAACAGGUUGCGCGAAGCAAGGAACUUUGCCACGGUUUGGAAUAAGUCUAUGCCACUCGGUACUCGCGACAUUGAAGCCAAGUUCGGGGACCUAUCUGUUGCGGCGAAGCGUGCGCACAAUGCUGGAGCUGUUGUCGAUGUACUAUAUGUUCUUUCUUGUAAAUUAUUCCAAGUUAUUUGGCCUUCUUCUGACAAAAUGACACUCACUCUGGUGCACCUGCAGCCGAAGUUUUGCACUCUUUAAGGUGGAGAGAAGCACUCAAGUUCUUGUAUGACAUUGAUUCUGCAAUCUAUCAACAACGAUACUCAUUACCAUAGCUCGCUUCUUCCGAUAAUAGCACUCUCCACUCAACAUUACAGCAACUUCCCUUGCACCUGGCUGAGCGCGUCAUACCAACCGGAUUCGAAUUUCUAAAACCUCAGUGGUUGGAGAAGCAGCCUGACCGGACUCGUGAAGUUGGAGCCAGAAACACCUUCUCUCCUCUAGAUCAGCGAGAACCUUUGUCAUUGGCAGGAGCGGACACGGAAGAAGAGCUCAAGCACAUGAUGUAUGGCGCGGAUCGAUCUUUCGAGAAGCAGACCGUUGAUCUGGUGUCGCUAACGGACUUCGAUACAUGGUGGGACUUGAAGUCGAAGGACCGCACGCGGGACCCAGUGCAGGAAUUUCGUGACUGGGCGAAAGAACGGCCGAGGGUGACGGAUACCGAGAUCCGAUCCGAGAUGUCCACGGCAAUGCACAUCGAUGCAGAGCAGCACGGGCUGACGGCUGAGCAGGUGAAGAAUAUUGCGGAGACGCCGCAGAACGUGGGUGACGCGAAGCACAUUCUCAAUGCGGAGUUUGUGAUCGAUGAGCAUUUCGAGUUUCUCUUGCGGGACACGCGUGCUGCUCGCGAUCGCUGGGAGAAAGGUCGUGUGUUGUGUGUCUUGUUGUACGGAAUUCUCAAGAAAUGUAAGGACGAAGGCAGGCCAUUGCUGCUGGAAGUGGUGAAAGGCCCAGAUGUGCACCAUUUGCAUUCGCUCGAAGUGAUUCCAGGUCUGCGCAUGGUAACUGGCGUUGUUUGUGACGAAGCUGAUGACGAGCGUGAUAAGAUCAUGACGGACGAAACCAAGUCGGAUUUGCGCAAAGCUUUGGACCAAAUUGCGGAUUUGAAUAGACAAGACGGGGCUAAGAUCCCUGGAGCAGAAGGACCGAGUGAGGCUGACCUACUGAAUUCCCAUGGUAUACUCUUGUGAUAUCUUCUUGCUUAUCUACGAACCAAGACGAGACCAAAGCGUAGGCCAACUUGAUAGCACCACUUCUUAGAAACUUUGGAGAGCAGGCACGAACUUGACUCUUUUUCUUUCAUUUGCAGGCGUCUUCGCAGGAGCGGAGGCCCAGGAGGAGAAGAGGUAUGACCCUGAGCAAGACUUGCUGAACUACGUGCCCUUGCAGUUUCCGACGGAGCGAGAAGCGUGGAUGUACCCUAUGCCGACAUGCGAGAAGGCUACGAAGAGCAAGCUGAAGGGACUAGUUCUACUACCAUUUGGGAUUCAACACAUGAAGAACGACAAUUUUGACAGCAUUACAAUUUUGGAAUCAACGAGGUUCGGGUGCAUGAGCAGCAAGGUCUUCACCUACAUCAAGAAGAGUAGCAACAGUUUGCAAAUACUAGAAUGUGCCGAAAAGAUGGGCUACUUUCUCAGCAAAACCACGUGGACGCCCGGCUACACAACAUCGAAGCGCGCGGAUGUUGGUGCGAUCAUCACGUUUUUAGUGCAAGAGUCUCCUAUUUUGUUGGAAUGCUUACGCGGUGACGAUUUUGUUCCGCAUGUUGACUGGAAUAACACAACCUACGUCCGAGCGCCGAGUGGAUGUUUUACUACAGACGCGAAUGGCAAGAUCAUCUCUUACAAGCCGAUGGACGACGAUUUAGAUGGCCUGUUCAUGGAUGCAGAUGCGGGCACUGGAUUUGCUGGCGGCCCGGCGCGGGCCGACGAGUUCGACCUCGAUUCUGAAGUAGAUCUUCCCUCGCGUCUCUUGGAAGAGUUUUUCGCCGAGGGCGAGCACAUGGCAGAUCCGAAGGACUUGAACAAGGAGAACAAGAAAGAGCGACUUCUUCCAGCGGAUGACGAGUUGGAUGAUGGACAUGAAGGCUCUCUGAUGGGUAGUUUCUUCAUGGGCGGCAAAUCCGACAAGAAGACUACAGAUGGCAAAGGAAGUUCAACACUUAAGACAGCUACUUCUACUCUCAACACGACCAGCUCGGCCGACAUGUCUCCGCGAGCCAAGAUUGAUCUGAAAACUAACGACGACGACCCAGGAUCCCUUACACAUCUCCACAAGUGCAUGAAUUUGGACGACAUCACACUCACGCUGAAACAACGAACCGAAUUGUUUUACAUCUUCUUCAAAGGCAUGAAAGAAGGAGAAAAGACACUACUCAAGAACGACUUCUACGGAAUUUCGAUGGUCAAACCGGGCAAGAAGCGAGAAGCGGUACCGGCGCCGGUCUCGACCAUCAGUAAGACAGCAGCAGAAUUCGAGGCUGCACUCCGCAAAACGGAAGUGCAGUAUGCUUCGUUGGGAGUUGCGCGCGCGCAAAAUGAUCUAAAGGAACAGAAACAGCAGAAAGCGAUGAAGAAAGCACCUACGGCAAAGGCAGCGUUUGACUCUGAGCAGAAACUACUCGGAGCGCCCCAAAAGGAGGAAGGGCUCCACUGCAUGGAGGUCGAUGGAGAUUCAGAUGACGUAUCGUUUCUUUGUUGGUCUGGCUUUGAUUUUGAGCAUAUUGUGUCUUUGUGUUGAUCUUUUUAUCACUUCACCUUGCAAGUUUCCUAAAGCUUUCCCCUCUCAUUUUCUAAAGACGGCUUUUCAUCUUUCUUCUACAACCACAACACAGAGCGACGCUACGACGUUAUCUGGGCUAAAGAUUGACAAUCUGGACGACUUUGUCGGCGAUUUAGAUGGCGAUGGUGAGGGUGCUGACGCUGCGUUGGCUGACGUUGAGAUGCAGAUUCGCCAGCAGUACUCAACCGAGAAGGGCAAAAAGACUCUGACACAGUCGCGCUUGAUGUUCUAUCGUGAUGACCUAGAUCUUGUACGAGAACAGGCGAAAGUGCAUGGCAAGCGUUUUGCGCUAAGGUGCAUGGAUCCGAAAUGCAAAGCAGGAAGCAAGGAGGUCGGACACUGCAAGUUUCAAUGGGUUCACAACAAUGGGCCGACGUUGUUUUACGGUCCGGACGAGGCCUGCAAGAUGUCGAAAGCAUGUGGACCUAUGAGCCAUGCAAUCAGAAGCACCAAGAAGAACGCGCUUCAAUGCUACUGCGGUUUUUGGCGUGCUCGACAAUGCUGGGCUACGAAGGACUACAAGACACUGAUCAACAAGAAAGCUACCUUCAACUGUGCAGUCUAUCAAGCGCGAGACGCUCUGAUGAAGUUGCAUCCAGAUCAUCAGGGCUGCAACUGGUCGAAGACGAAGAUCUCGUGCUUUUCGAAGGCUCAAACCUUCACAGCUCGUCAGAAGGUGGACCAAGACGGGGAGUUGAUUUAGAUUUACAUACUCGCAUUUUGAAUUUGAGAAAUAGUCCACACACUCAACAUUUUUACAUGUAACAAAAUAGUUGUAGUACAACACUUCCUAUCUUCGGGUCUUUUUUGCAAAUUAUUCAUCAUGCCUUUCUUGUAGAAUGUUCGAUCUCCAUGUUUUUCCAUUCAAGAACUUUAUCUUCAUAUGAUUCUGAUGUACCAUUUGACAUACUAUUGAUCUUGCUCGACACGCUUCUUAUCCUCAUAAGCUUUCUGAACACAUUCAUCGAGAUCGACACAGAAAUCUUGUUUUUGCAUAUCUUUCCAUGAAGUCUUUUUUCUAGU
Messenger RNA from Amoebophrya sp. A25, 8326 nucleotides. Lineage: Eukaryota; Dinophyceae; Syndiniales; Amoebophryaceae. The record is from the annotation of a GenBank genome assembly.